AUGCUGCGAAAAGCUUGGGUUAUUGGAUUUUACGUUGCUCAACUCCUAGCACUAGGUGCUGGGUUGUACUGGCUGGUGCUAUGGCCAUUCCUAGCAGCACCUUUGAUUUUGGCUUACAGCUUCAUGGCUCUGGGCGUGGUCACUUCGGAUGUGUUAACCCCUAGUUUGUCAGUGGUGGCUACAGAGCUUGUGGGAGUAUCGGAACGAGUCGCUGGCCUCACUUUGCUGGCUUUGGGUAACUCUAUGCCAGAUAUCACCAGCACCUACCAGGCGAUGGAAGCUAACGCCACAACACUUGCCCUAGGAGAACUGGUGGGUGCUGUGGUGUUCAUGUUGACCGUGGUGACAGGGACAAUGGCUUUUGUUAGAACAAUCGAUCUGCGGAAUGGAGUGGGUAUGAGUGCUGUAGGACCUGGAACCGUUCUUUGGUAUAGUCGGAGUAGACUGGUCAAGGAUUUGGCGAUGUUUGCAUCAAUGGUCUCUUUGGCUCUAUUUUUGUUGUGUGAUGGACGACUGGUUCUGUGGGAAUGCGUUGUGAUGGUUGUGGCGUAUGUGAUGUAUAUUUUGAGCCAGGUCCUGGGAGGAGAACAUGCAACGACGCUGGGGAAUGCACCAGAAGAUGAGGAAACGGCUCUUCUCAUCAGUCCCUCUUCUACAAGGCCCGAUGAGGACCUAUUCUUGCAACAACUGGAUUUGAACAAAAUUGUUUUCCGGGAAAAACUGCAGCGACACUUACGCCGCAACUAUUCUCGACGGCUCACGCUUUCGCUCGACUCCAUUCUCAACGUUUGGGAUAAUCCUGACCUUUUCGAGAUAGAGCCCACAGCGAAGAACACUUCUAGUAAGACUCGGAUCACUAGAAGUCGUUCGAAUCGAGAAUUCGCUUACAGCGUAGCCCCACCGUCAAGACCGGAAAUUACAGUCACCGCGGCACCCGAUGUACCGACACCAGAAGCUGCCAAUCCAAAUUCUUUAAGACCUCUUCUGCGAACCUAUUCGCGCUCAGCAAGCGCAGAUUACCUCUUGUAUCUUAACAACCGCAUUCAAAGCACCACCAGCUCGCUUUCAGACCAGAACUCGGAUCACGGCUCUCAGGAUCUUCAAAGCGUUCACAACUCUAUCAACUCCCGAGAAUCACCGGCUUCUAUUCUUGACAAACCUGUCAUUCAGUCGACACUGCGACGCUAUUGGAAUGGCAACAGUGAUGUCACUGCAAUGGGACUUGUGGAGCUUUUCACGGCGCUCUUGGUUUCACCCAUAGUUGCUGGGCUCAGAGUUCUGAUCCCAGCGUCUUGCAAUGCCACCGAUCGCACAAAACGCGCGUUCAAUGUUGAGCUGGUCCAGGUUUCCGUCAUUCCAUUUGUGUGGUGUUACGCACUUACACACUCUAUUUACGUGGUCGCUACAUUGUUGUUCUCGGGAAUACUGACAAGCGUGCUAUGGUAUUUGAAUCGAAAUCGAUAUUGCGACUCGGCCGUGAGGUACCUUUGCGUUUUAAGCUUUUUGACGUGUCUGGGGCUGAUAUCGCUUACCGUACAGGGCGUGAUAGCCACUUUACAGCGCUGUGCGCAUUCACUCCGCCUAUCCGAAGCUAUGUUGGGACUCACGGUGUUUGCCUGGGGCAAUUCAAUAGGUGACCUUGUAACGACAAUUACUUUCACGAAAAUGGGGGUCUUAGAUAUUGCGUUAGGUGCAUGUUUUGGGGGCCCGCUGCUCUAUUUCGUGUUUGGAGUAGGUUUUGACGGCAUCCUCGUUAUGCUUUCAAGACCAGCCAAAGAAGGCCCAUUCUGGUACCGCUCCAUUGAAUUUGAAGUGGAUCGACUACUAAUACAGAGCUGCAUUAGCAUGUUGGUGACUUUUCUCGUCUACGCGGCAUUGAUACCACUCAACAAUUGGCAAAUUGACCGAAAAAUCGGUGUUGUACUGUUGACUUUGUACAUGUGCACCACCGCAGUAAACGUUUGGUCAGAGCUGCAAAUGGUACGCUAG
Molecule: messenger RNA, 1989 nt
Organism: Lachancea lanzarotensis
Lineage: Eukaryota; Fungi; Ascomycota; Saccharomycetes; Saccharomycetales; Saccharomycetaceae
Gene: YCX1
Product: LALA0S04e06106g1_1
Exons: 1
Coding region: 1-1989 (662 amino acids)
Biological process (GO): intracellular calcium ion homeostasis; monoatomic cation transport; transmembrane transport
Cellular component (GO): membrane
Molecular function (GO): monoatomic cation transmembrane transporter activity
Source: RefSeq, a predicted model, not a curated record